Molecule: messenger RNA, 2691 nt
Organism: Prosopis cineraria
Lineage: Eukaryota; Viridiplantae; Streptophyta; Magnoliopsida; Fabales; Fabaceae
Product: probable LRR receptor-like serine/threonine-protein kinase PAM74
Exons: 13
Coding region: 1-2691 (896 amino acids)
Biological process (GO): protein phosphorylation
Molecular function (GO): protein kinase activity; protein binding; ATP binding
Source: RefSeq, a predicted model, not a curated record
AUGCAGGGCACACCACUGUGGAUUCUGGCCUUGGUUGUGUUUGUUUCAGUCAUCAUUACUAGCAACUCAGCACAAGUUGUUGCAUAUGGUGCAAAUUCAGGGGCGAUAAGCAUCGACUGUGGGUUACAGCAGGAGAGUCGGGACGAGGUCAAUGAUUUUUAUUAUGAGGCAGAUGGUUCACAGUUUGCAGAAUCUGGCGAAAUACAUAAUGUAUCUUCUGAGUACAUCUUGACAAGUAAAGACGAGCAGAUUGGGCAGCAACUGAACACCUUGAGAAGCUUUCCAAAAGGGCAAAGGAACUGCUAUACACUCAAACCCAAACAAGGCAAAAAUAACAAAUAUCUCAUCAGGGCUUUCUUCAAAUAUGGAAACUAUGACAACAAAAAUUCAACUCCAGAGUUUGAUUUGCAUCUUGGCGUCAAUUACUGGACAACAAUUUCAUUGCAAAGAUCCGAUUAUAUUACACGAUCCGAGGUCAUUCAUGUUGCCCCGACUGACAACAUUGAUGUGUGUCUGGUAAACACAGGCGGGGGGGCGCCGUUCAUUUCCUUGUUAGAGCUAUGGCCUUUGUUGAAUUCUCUAUAUCAGCCCAUGUCCAGUUCACUCCCGCUCGAACUCAUCUCACGUCCUAACCUGGGCAUGACUGAAGAUUUUGUUUUCAUCAGAUAUAUUGACGAUGUUUAUGGUAGGUCCUGGUUCAAUAAAACGAUCGACAACUCAAUGCCGAUCAUGACAUCAGAUGCGAUUGAAAGUGAUUCAACAGCCUACAAACUACCAUAUGAAGUGUUGAGAACUGCGAUCCAAUCACCGAAUGAUAACUUAUUGAUCAACUGGGAUUACCUUGAGGGUUAUGAGUAUUAUGUUUACCUUCACUUUUUCGACUUUGUUGCGCAUGAGAAUCAACAAAGAAGCAUGGAAAUUGCUUUCACUGAUACGAUCCGAGAGAACGGAGUUUCUCCCGAUAAUAUUUUAAUCACGUCCUUGCCAAGUUCUCGUUUACCUCCCAUGAUCAAUGCUUAUGAGGUUUAUAAAGUACUGCCCCAGCCUAAUUCAUCAACUAAUGAAGGAGAUGGCAAAUUUAACUACUAUGAUUGCAUACUAAACCCUGAAACGCUACCUCUGCUUGAAAUGACAGUCAAGGCUAUGCAAAACAUCAAGCAUGCUUAUGACAUCAAAAGAAUCGACUGGCAAGGAGAUCCCUGCAUGCCAAUAGAUUAUAGAUGGGAAGGUCUGACUUGCAACUCUGACAGCAUUCCAAGGGUCACUUCAUUGAAUUUGAGCUCAGGCAAUCUGAUCGGAGAGAUAAAUACUUCAUUCUCCAAUCUCCAAAAGUUGGAGUCCUUGGACUUGUCUAACAACCUAUUGAUUGGAGAAAUACCUUCAUUUCUAGCAGAACUGCCAAAUUUGAAAUUACUUAAUUUGACAGGAAAUAACCUCACAGGUUCAAUUCCCAAGGCUCUAAGGGAGAAGUCCGGUACCACUUUGACACUAAGUUUGGAUGCAAAUCCAGGUCUCUGGCUGGUAGACUCUUGCUUAAAGAAAACACAGAAGACCAUUAUAACACUGAUUGCAUCUGUAGUAGCUUCUGUAGUUGUUCUUGUGACAGCAGUCUGCAUUCUUGUGAUAUUCUGCAAAUACAAAAGGAAAAAACGAGGUGAUAUGGAAGGUCACCUAGUGAAGUAUACUUCAUCUGGGAAAGAUGGGAAACUGAAAUCAAAGAAUCGAGCGUUUAAUCACUCUGAAGUUGUUAGCAUGACCAAUGACUUUGAAAUUGUGAUUGGACAAGGGGGGUUUGGAAAAGUGUACCUUGGUAAACUUCAAGAUGAUACACAAGUUGCGGUAAAGAUACUGUCCAAGUCAUCACAACAAGGGUUUAAGGAAUUCCAAUCUGAGGCAGAACUUUUGAUGAUUGUUCAUCACAGGAACUUGGUUUCUCUUACUGGCUAUUGUGAUGAUGGUGACGUGAAAGCACUGGUUUAUGAAUAUAUGAAUGGAGGAGAUCUUCGACACAAAUUAUCAGAUAAGAAUGCGUAUGUUUUGACAUGGAAUGAGAGACUUCAUAUUGCAUUGGAUGCCUCAUAUGGAUUGGACUAUCUACAUAAUGGUUGUAAGCCACCAAUAAUCCAUAGAGACAUUAAAACUUCCAAUAUUUUGCUAAGCAAAAACAUGCAAGCCAAGAUUGCUGAUUUCGGACUGUCUAGGGCUUUCUUCAAUGAUUUUGACACUCAUUUUUCAACUCGCCCUGCUGGCACAUUAGGCUACCUUGAUCCUGAAUUCCAUAGCUCUGGAAACUUGAAUAAGAAAAGUGAUGUUUAUAGUUUUGGGAUAAUUUUACUUGAGCUGAUGACCGGCCGACCAGCAAUGAUAGGAAUGCCUGGCAACACAAGUCAUGUAGCGGAUUGGGUCACUCCAAAGCUAAGGAGUGGGGAUAUCCAAUCCAUUAUGGAUCCAAGACUAGAGGGAAAAUUCAAUACAGCUUCAGCAUGGAGGUUUUUAGAGAUGGCCAUGUCUUGCGUUCUACCAACUGCAAUCCAAAGGCCUGACAUUAGUCUUGUAGUAGCUGAGUUAAGGGAAUGCUUGGCUCUAGAAAUAUCCCUUGAAAAUGCAGAAAGCAACUCUGGAAUUUCUAGCUCUGCAUUGAGCAUCAGUUUUUCUCAGUCUGAAUCAGAUUUAGCUCCAUAUGCCAGGUAG